GUUUCCUCGUAUGGUGGCUACCUCACCUACCAAGUCAAGUCCUUUGGCUUACCUAGUGACAUGACUCUUCUGGGAAAGCAGCCAGAUGUGCAGCUCACUGGUCAACGCAUGUCCAUAAUUCAUAAGGAACCCAAUGACCCACGGCCAGACCGGCUGCACCAUGGGCAAGUGCAGAUGAUCGAGGGGAACUUCAGACAUGCUGGCAGCAGUGCCCCGGUGUCUAGGGAAGAGCUGAUGGUGGUGCUGUCCAGACUGGAGGGACUGCACAUCCGUGGCCUCCACUUCACCGAGACGCAGCGGCUCACCCUGGGGGAGGUGGGGCUGGAGGAGGCCUCCGACACAGGAAGUGGGCGCAGAGCACAUCAUGUGGAGAUAUGUGCCUGUCCCCCUGACUAUGCUGGUGACUCAUGUCAGGGAUGUAGCCCUGGAUACUAUCGGGAUAACAAAGGCUUAUAUACUGGACGGUGUGUUCCCUGCAAUUGCAAUGGACAUUCAAAUCGAUGCCAGGAUGGCUCGGGAAUAUGCAUUAACUGUCAACACAACACUGCUGGGGAGCACUGCGAACGCUGCAAGGAGGGUCACUAUGGGAACGCCAUCCACGGAUCCUGUAGGGUCUGCCCAUGUCCUCAUACUAACAGUUUUGCCACAGGCUGUGCUGUGAACGGGGAACAUGUGAGGUGCUCCUGCAAACCUGGAUAUACAGGGUCACAGUGUGAGAGGUGUGCACCAGGAUAUUUUGGGAAUCCCCAGAAAUUUGGAGGUAGCUGCCAACCAUGCAAUUGUAAUAGCAAUGGCCAACUGAGCACUUGUCACCCCAUAACUGGAGACUGUAUAGACCAAGAGCCCAAAGAUGGUGGCCCUGCAGAAGAAUGUGAUGAUUGUGACAGCUGUGUGAUGACACUCCUGAAUGACCUGGCCACUAUGGGUGAAGAGCUCCAUUUGGUCAAGUCGCAGCUGCAGGGCUUGAGUGCCAGUGUUGGUGCUCUGGAGCAGAUUCGGCUCAUGGAGACCCAGGCCAAGGACCUGAGGAAUCAGUUGCUCAGCUACCGUUCUGCUAUUUCAAACCAUGGAUCAAAACUGGAUGGCCUGGAAAAAGAACUGAGUAACUUGAAUCGUGAAUUUGAAACUUUGCAAGAAAAGGCUCAAAUAAAUUCCGGAAAAGCACAAACAUUGUAUAACAAUGUUGAUCGGACAACCCAAAGUGUAAAAGAGCUGGACACGAAGAUCAAAAAUGUCAUACAGAAUGUGCACAUUCUUCUUAAGCAGAUCUCCAGGACAGAUGGAGAAAACAACUUGCCUUUGGGCAACUUCUCCAGAGAGCUGGCAGAAGCUGAGCGCAUGAUGAGGGAAAUGCGAAGCCGAAAUUUUGGAAAGCACCUCAGAGAAGCAGAAACUGAAAAGAGAGAGGCUCAACUCUUGCUGAACCGGAUAAGGAGCUGGCUGGGAACUCACCAGGUGGAGAACAAUGGACUUGUUAAGAAUAUUAGAGAUGCUUUAAAUGAUUAUGAAGCCAAACUCCAUGACCUGCGGGCUGUGCUCCAGCAAGCAGAUGCCCGGGCAAAGCAGGCCGCUGGCCUCAACCAUGAAAAUGAGCGGGCUUUGGGAGCCAUCAAGAGACAAGUGAAAGAAAUUGAUUCCCUGCAGAGUGAGUUCACCAAGUACCUGACUACUGCAGACUCCUCUUUGCUGCAGAUGAACAAUGUGCUGCAGCUGAUGGACAAAAGCCAGAAGGAAUAUGAAAAAUUAGCUGGCACUUUGAAAGGAACAAGACAAGAACUGAGUGACAAAGUGAGAGAACUCUCCAGAUCUGCCAGCAAAGCACCCCUGGUGAUGGAGGCAGAAAAGCACGCACAAUCUCUGCAGGAUCUGGCAAAGCAGCUGGAAGAUAUAAAAAGAAAUGCCAGUGGGGAUGAGCUGGUACGCUGUGCUGUGGAUGCUGCCACUGCCUAUGAGAACAUCCUCAGUGCCAUCAAAGCAGCAGAGGAUGCUGCCAACAAGGCCACCAGUGCAUCUGAGUCGGCCCUCCAGACAGUGAUAAAGGAAGAUCUUCCAAGAAAGGCUAAGAGCCUGAGUUCUGACAGUGAUGAACUGUUAAAUGAAGCCAAGAUAACACAGAAGAAGCUGCAGCAAGAAAUCAGUCCAGCUCUCAACAACCUACAGCAAACCCUGGAAAUUGUGUCAGUUCAGAAGGAACUGAUAGACACCAACCUCACUACUAUCCGUGAUGAUCUCCGUGGGAUACAGAGAGGCAACAUCGAUAACAUCAUGAGUGGUGCAAAGACCAUGGUCAAAAAUGCCAAUGACAUCACAAGUGAGGUUCUAGAUGGGCUCAACCCCAUUCAGACAGACUUGGGAAGAAUUAAGGAUACCUAUGGAAGCACACAGAGUGAAGACUUCAACAAGGCUCUAACUGAUGCCAAUAACUCAGUAAAGAAAUUAACCAAGAAACUGCCCGAUCUCUUGAGUAAGAUUGAAAGUAUCAACGAACAACUGCUCCCCCUGGGAAACAUCUCUGACAAUGUGGACCGAAUACGAGAACUUAUUCAGCAGGCUAGAGAUGCUGCGAAUAAGGUCGCAGUUCCCAUGAGGUUCAAUGGUAGAUCUGGUGUCGAAGUCCGACUGCCAAAUGACCUGGAAGAUUUGAGAGGAUACACAUCUCUAUCUUUGUUUCUGCAACGACCUGACUCAAGAGAAAAUGGGGGGACUGAGAAUAUGUUUGUGAUGUACCUCGGAAAUAAAGAUGUCUCUAGGGACUAUAUUGGCAUGGCAGUUGUAGACGGCCAGCUCACCUGUGUCUACAACCUGGGAGAGCGAGAGGCUGAACUCCAGGUGGACCAGAUCUUAACUGAGAGUGAGACUCAGGAAGCAGUUAUGGACCGAGUGAAAUUUCAGAGAAUUUAUCAGUUUGCAAGACUUAAUUACACCAAAGAAGCCACAUCCAGUAAACCCCAAAAGCCCCAAUUCCAUGACAUGGAGAGUGGAAAUAGUAACACUCUCCUUGAUUUAGAUCCUGAAAACGUUGUGUUUUAUGUUGGAGGCUACCCACCUGAUUUUAAACUUCCCAAUAGACUGAAAUUCCCCCCAUACAAAGGUUGUAUUGAAUUAGAUGACCUUAAUGAAAAUGUUCUGAGUUUGUACAAUUUUAAAACAACUUUCAAUCUCAACACAACUGAAGUGGAGCCUUGUAGAAGGAGAAAGGAAGAAUCAGACAAAAAUUACUUUGAAGGUACAGGCUAUGCUCGAGUUCCAACUCAACCAAACGCUCCAUUUCCCACCUUUGUACAAACAAUUCAGACCACUGUGGAUAAAGGUUUGCUGUUCUUUGCAGAAAACCAGGAUCACUUCAUAUCCCUGAAUAUAGAAGAUGGCAACCUCAUGGUGAGAUACAAACUGAAUUCAGAGUCACCAAAAGAGAAAGGAAUUAGAGACACCAUCAACAAUGGGAAAGAUCAUUCGAUAUUAAUCAAAAUUGGGAAAGCUCAGAAACUUAUGUGGAUAAAUGUGGGGAAUAACCAAAACAUUAGAAUUGAAGGGGAAAUAUUUGACUUUAGCACCUAUUACCUGGGAGGAAUUCCAAUUGCCAUCAGGGAAAGGUUUAACAUUUCUACACCUGCUUUCCGAGGCUGCAUGAAAAAUCUGAAGAAAACCACGGGUGUUGUCAGUGAUGAUACUGUUGGAGAAGUAGUAAAAAAGUCUGCAGAAAGAAUUAGG
Castor canadensis (American beaver) is the source of this 3711-nucleotide messenger RNA. Lineage: Eukaryota; Metazoa; Chordata; Mammalia; Rodentia; Castoridae. The record is from RefSeq and is a predicted model, not a curated record.